UGUCAUCCCGUUGGGUGGUAAGCGGUAACAAACGCUUCCAACUUCCAAGUUUCCGAGUUUCCAACACCCUGGCGUCGAUCAUCCCCCCAUCGCUCUCUCCUCCCAAAAAUACACAGACGUGGCGGUCUCUCUCGUUCACCGGUUUUAAUUAAGCUGCGAGUUCUUUGGUUAGACAAUGGAGGUGGAUUUAGUUACAAGUGGCAUACAAGAGGAAGAAGCUUUUGGAGUUGAUGAGAAUUAUCACAAUGACAAUCCUAAUUUCGAGGGUGAAACAUGUGGGAUAUGCAUGAAUGCUAUUAUCGACAGGGGUGUUCUUGAUUGCUGCCAGCACUGGUUCUGUUUCGCAUGCAUUGACAAUUGGGCUACCAUUACAAACCUCUGCCCGCUUUGCCAGAAUGAAUUCCAAAUGAUCACAUGUCUUCCAGUAUAUGAUACGAUUGGGAGCAGCAAAGUGGACGAGGACUCAACUUAUAGUGAUGAUGACUGGAGUAUUGAAGGGAAGAAUAACACACUCUCAUUUCCAUCAUACUACAUUGAUGAAAAUGCAAUUUCCUGCUUGGAUGGAGAUGGCUGCAAAAUUCGAAGUGGAUCAGUGGCUAUUGAGGGAGAUUCCAAUCUCGAUACAUCAAUUGCUUGUGAUUCAUGUGACUUAUGGUACCAUGCUUUCUGUGUGGGAUUUGAUCCGGAGGGCACAUCUGAGAGUACAUGGUUAUGCCCCAGAUGUGUAGCUGAUGAAAUGACAAAAAAAUCAGAUGCAGAUUCAGUACAGAGGUCUAACAGACAGUAUGGUCCAGAAAAUGCUAAUGGUAAACCUGUAGCUGAGGAUAAUCUUUCUAGAAAGGUAUCUGUAUCUGUUGCUGAUAGUGGUGAGACGGCUGUUGUGGUCUCAAUGGUUGGCGAAAAUCAUUGGUUUGGAGGACCAAGUGAGAGCGUUUUGCCAACUGGUGAAGUUGGAAAGGACCUGGAAACUAAAGAAUUGGUAUCGUCUUCUGAUGAUAGCCACAAAUUGAGAAAACUUUCCCCGGAAAGAACUAUUAACCAACCAGUUAUUGUAGCUCAGCAACUAAAACUGUCCAUUUCCAAUGAUACCUCCAGUUUACCUUCAAAUUCUUUAGCACAAAAGCCUAGUAGUUUUGAUGGCAUCAUGAAUCCUUCCGGAAAGUCCUUUAAUGAAUCACAGAGUGAUAACAAACAGUCUGACAGUGACUCCAAUAUGGGUCUUCAUCUUGGGUUAUCUGUGGGCACAUUUUUGUCUGCUGACACUCUCGUACCAAAAGAAGUGAUUGAGGAUGUGAAACAGCAUGAUCCCUGGGAAGGAUAUUCACCAAUAGCUGACGAGAUUGUACCAGAUACUAAUUUGGAUUCCCCUGGAUCGACUGCUGGUGGAAAGAGAAAGCGAAUUGAUUGCAGUGAUGACGUCCAUAUUGAUUAUGGUGGAGAUACUGACCCUGAGAUUGAGACCAAAGUUUCUGUUAAGAAACUCAGAAAGGAUGAGAAAACACAACCCACAGCUUCCAAUGACCAAGCCAAAGAAUCUGUUCCAGAUGACUCUCAAAACUGUUCUAUACUGACUGUAGCUCCUAAAGAUAGUACGUUAUCAUCUCCUCCUGUUGAGGGGAACACCACUUCCGAUAUAAUGAGCAUUGUUCGAACUACGAAGCGUAAAUCUUCUAAGGGCCUUGCAAGCUCUAAUCCUGCAGAUAAAUUAUCACAAGAACAAGAAACUGUGCCUGGUUUGAGAGUCAAAAAGAUCAUGAGGAGAGCCGCUGAGGACAAGGACUCGUCUGUGACAGUUCAGACACUGAGAAAAGAAAUAAGAGAAGCUGUUGGUAAAAUUUCUUCAAAAGGUAUUGGCGAAAACCUUUUCAAUCCAAAGCUUCUUCAUGCCUUCAGGACCGCUGUAGCAGGACCUCAAACUGAACCUGUUAAGAAGGUACCAGAUUUGGCACCGAAGGCAAGGAAGGCAAUGUUGCAGAAGGGAAAAGUACGUGAGAAUCUAACAAAGAAGAUUUAUGGGACAUCAAAUGGAAGAAGAAAACAUGCAUGGGACCGGGACUGGCAAAUUGAAUUUUGGAAGCACCGCUGCAUAGGAACUACAGAGCCUGAAAAGAUUGAGACUUUGAAGUCAGUCCUUAACCUUCUGAAAGAGAGGUCAGAGCGUGCAGAUACAGAGCAGGAGUCCGAUAAGCAGUCCACAAAUCCAAUUCUUUCCAGGUUGUAUUUAGCAGAUAUAUCUGUACUCCCAAGAAAAGAUGAUAUUAAGCCUCUCUUAGCUCUUAAAACUGGUGGUAAUUCAGAGCAGAAUAGUAAACAGCUUACCUUGAAGGAAAAUUCUUCCAAGUCAUCUCUUAAUGUUUCUACAUCAAAUUCCACAGAAACGAAUAAGGUUUCAUCAAAAGGCAGGGCUCCUUCAUUGGAGAAAUAUGGGAAUAAGAAUAAUGUUCCGAGCUCAGAGAAUGGUGCUGCACCUAACAAAGUACAUCAAGACAAACGCUUGGAAGGGUCCUUGGUUUCUUCAUCUGGUGCUUCCAAAUCCAAAACCACGAGUGAAGUGGUUGAUAAAACUGGAGAUGUAAAAACUGACAAAAGAAAAUGGGCUCUAGAGAUUCUUGCCAGGAAAAGUGGUGCUGGCACGAACACGACAAAUGAAAAACAGGAAGAUAACACACUCAAAGCAAAUUACCCUUUGCUAGCUCAAUUGCCGAUAGACAUGAGACCAGUUUUGGCAUCCAGUCGUCAUAAUAAGAUCCCCUUAUCAGUGAGGCAGGCACAGCUGUAUCGUCUGACUGAGCACUUCUUGAAGAAAGCAAAUCUGCCGGUGAUCCGGAGAACUGCGGAUACGGAGUUAGCUGUUGCAGAUGCAAUUAAUAUAGAAAAGGGGGUUGCUGAUAGGUCAAGCAGCAAGCUAGUGUAUACAAAUCUAUGUUCCCAGGAGAUAUUGCGUCGUUCAGAAAAUAGGAAAUCUAGUGCGGGUGCAGCCCCAGUACAUGGUUCAUCCCCAUCUUCAGUCCCCACUGAUAGAGCAGAACAAGCUGCCAAUGAACUUUCAACCGAUCGUGUAAUUGAAGCAGCACUGAGAAAUGCUGGUCUUCUGUCCGAUUCUCCUCCAAAUAGUCCACAUCCUGAUUUGGAAGUUCCUGCUGAAGAAGAUGGCCCCGCAGCAGAUAUCAGAGAGGAAGGGCCUCAUAAUGUCUUUGAAAUGGAUUUUCAGCCUGAUCUGGACAUAUAUGGUGAUUUUGAGUAUAAUUUGGAAGAUGAAGACUACAUUGGUGCCGCUGCUGCAAAAGUAACUAAUCCACAACCAGACGAAGGGGCGCCGAAAUUGAAAUUGGUGUUCUCUACACUUCAGCCUGAAAGAUCUAAUCAUAAUCUAGAUCUUGAGAAGCCUGAGACAAUGGUUGAAGUACGAAAAGAUUCUUCCAGCAUGCUCGAGAAUCAUACUUGUUCAGGUUUGAAAAACUCCAUCACGGAGGGUGCCAAUGAUGAGACUAGCGUUCCCUUGGAAUCCUUAUUCGGCAAAGAAGGUGAAGAGCUCACUGUUGCAGAAUGUGAAGAAUUAUAUGGACCCGAUAAAGAACCACUGAUAAAAAGUUUUCCAGAAGCAUCAGAAAAGCUAUCUGGAUUGAUUGACGAAGCUUUGGUUAAAGAUAAAGAUUCUGAAGAGAAUGAAGAUUGUGUGCCAAAGCCAAAGCCAAAGCCAAACCAAGCAGUAAAAACAAAUGAAUUGGGUAAGAAGAACAAUGCGCAAAAUAUGCUUGUUGCCAGCGUUGGUUGCAACUCCUCUGCUGGAGAAGAUUCAGUGAACCAUCCACAACCAGGUGGAAAUGUUAAAACUAAGAAGAAAUCGAGUACGGAGUGCAACAAUCAGUCUAAUAGCAACAGUACUGUGUCUAAGAAGGUGGAAGCCUACAUUAAGGAGCACAUCAGACCACUAUGCAAGAGUGGCGUUAUUACGGCUGAACAGUAUAAGUGGGCUGUGGCGAAAACAACUGAUAAGGUUAUGAAAUACCAUUCUCAAUCCAAGAAUGCAAAUUUCCUGAUCAAGGAAGGUGAGAAGGUGAAGAAACUCGCCGAGCAGUACGUUGAGACAGCCCGACACAAGGAAGAAGCUGAUCCUCUGUAACGACAGUCAUUUUCAGCUCUCAAAUUAUUCACUUAUUCAGAACCUCCACUGAUCUGUAAAUAGUUUCGAGAGACCUUAUAUAAGCACCCCGAACCCAAACAUUGUAUAAGUUGAGGAAGGAACUUGUGUCCGGGCGCUUAUGAUAUAUUCAGGUGAGUUUUCCUGCGUGAGCUUUUCGACCAUAUACAAGAAUUUCAUCACUUA
Molecule: messenger RNA, 4327 nt
Organism: Pyrus x bretschneideri (Chinese white pear)
Lineage: Eukaryota; Viridiplantae; Streptophyta; Magnoliopsida; Rosales; Rosaceae
Exons: 15
Coding region: 176-4123 (1315 amino acids)
Biological process (GO): protein ubiquitination
Molecular function (GO): ubiquitin protein ligase activity
Source: RefSeq, a predicted model, not a curated record